Molecule: messenger RNA, 231 nt
Organism: Aspergillus ochraceoroseus IBT 24754
Lineage: Eukaryota; Fungi; Ascomycota; Eurotiomycetes; Eurotiales; Aspergillaceae
Product: NADH:ubiquinone oxidoreductase subunit NDUFA3
Exons: 2
Coding region: 1-231 (76 amino acids)
Source: RefSeq, a predicted model, not a curated record
AUGGCUACCCCUCAAUUCUGGUCGACUCCUCUCCGCUACCUUCGCUGGGCCUCCUACGAGAAACCGGCUAUCUUUUACUCCCUCGUUAUCGGCGGUACCGGUCCUCUCAUGCUCGUCGGUCUGCCCCCAAUCCGACGUGCGUUCGGUGAUGUCGACCCCGAGCCCAUCCCAUUGACAUAUCCCAUCCCGCAAGGAACCCGAGUGACCCCCCAGGGCUACGAUGACGAGUAA